GAGCAGGACUUAAAUUUCUCUUCACGCUAAAAGGAAGCUUUGGUGACUCAACCCCCAAGCAAUCUGAAAAAUCAUGGCACCGGAACCCGAAGAUGAGAUCAAGGACGAGAAGAACCCUAGACCUCUCGAUGAGGACGACAUCGCUCUUCUCAAAACCUAUGGUUUAGGACCUUACUCGAAUAGCAUUAAGAAAGUUGAGAAAGAAAUCAAGGAUAUGGCUAAGAAGGUGAACGACUUAUGUGGUAUCAAGGAGUCUGACACUGGCUUAGCUGCACCCAGCCAGUGGGAUCUUGUUUCUGAUAAGCAGAUGAUGCAGGAGGAGCAACCUCUUCAGGUGGCAAGGUGCACCAAGAUAAUCAAUCCUAACUCUGAGGAUGCCAAAUAUGUUAUUAAUGUUAAGCAAAUUGCUAAGUUUGUUGUUGGGCUUGGCGACAAAGUUUCUCCUACUGAUAUCGAAGAAGGCAUGCGUGUGGGGGUUGAUCGGAAUAAAUAUCAGAUUCAAAUUCCCUUGCCUCCAAAAAUUGAUCCAAGUGUGACCAUGAUGACAGUGGAGGAGAAGCCGGAUGUGACAUAUAAUGAUGUCGGGGGUUGCAAGGAGCAAAUUGAAAAGAUGCGAGAAGUUGUUGAGCUACCCAUGCUUCAUCCUGAGAAAUUUGUGAAACUUGGUAUUGAUCCCCCAAAGGGUGUUCUCUGCUAUGGCCCUCCUGGUACAGGUAAAACACUUCUAGCCAGAGCUGUGGCUAAUAGAACUGAUGCAUGUUUCAUCCGUGUUAUUGGAAGUGAGCUUGUUCAGAAAUAUGUUGGUGAGGGAGCUCGAAUGGUUCGUGAGUUGUUUCAGAUGGCACGUUCAAAAAAGGCUUGUAUUGUGUUUUUCGAUGAAGUUGAUGCUAUAGGAGGUGCACGUUUUGAUGAUGGUGUUGGCGGUGAUAAUGAGGUCCAGCGUACAAUGCUUGAAAUUGUGAAUCAACUUGAUGGGUUUGAUGCUCGUGGAAAUAUCAAAGUCCUAAUGGCGACAAACAGGCCUGACACUCUUGAUCCUGCAUUGUUACGACCAGGACGGUUAGAUCGUAAGGUUGAGUUUGGCCUUCCUGACUUGGAGAGACAUGUACCCCAAAUGUAUGGUUAA
Pistacia vera is the source of this 1126-nucleotide messenger RNA. Its product is annotated as 26S proteasome regulatory subunit 7-like. The transcript has 9 exons. The coding region runs from base 74 to 1126 and encodes 350 amino acids. Lineage: Eukaryota; Viridiplantae; Streptophyta; Magnoliopsida; Sapindales; Anacardiaceae. Gene Ontology annotation, cellular component: proteasome regulatory particle, base subcomplex. Gene Ontology annotation, molecular function: ATP binding; ATP hydrolysis activity; proteasome-activating activity. The record is from RefSeq and is a predicted model, not a curated record. Gene Ontology annotation, biological process: proteasome-mediated ubiquitin-dependent protein catabolic process.